GCGGACUGCUUGUGAGUGUUAACCGAUAUUCAAUCCUAGCGCAGGAGGCGAGAUUUGUAGUUGUUGUUCGUCCUGUUCUGACUGUGAUACUGCCAGUCACAGCGAAGAAGGCGGGUCUUGUCGGAAUAUAGGAAAGCAUGGGGAAGAAGGAUGCGAGCGCUGCCAGGCUGCCGGUCGAUCAGUACCGAAAACAGAUCGGUAAGCAAGAUUAUAAGAAAACAAAGCCAGCUCUGAGAGCCACACGCCUGAAGGCUGAGGCAAAGAGGAGCGCACCAGGAAUCAGGGACACUAUCCUGGUCAUUUUGGCUGUGCUGGUCUUUCUCCUGGGUGUUUACGCUUUCUUCUACCUCAACCUGAGCACAGAGCUGAACCUGGAUAAUGACGUGGACUAAACACCUGCCCUUAACGACGCUGUGGAGGCCUCUGGGAGGAUGGCAGCAGCCUUAUGAUAAAAUCCCUCAUUUACAGAGGGCCAGUGGCGCUUCAGUCACUAAACAUGACUCUGUCCUACACCUGAACCUCUCAGUGCCCUUCAUGACUGCUGCAGCUAAGGAAUGCCCAAGAGAAGGCAAUAUUGUCAAAAUAAGAAAUGAACACUGACAAAGCCAAAAUCAUUCGUUUUUGUAAGAUGCUGGAAAGGCUUUUCAGACAGAAUAUGUUGAAAGUGUUGUUUGUUUUGUUUCUUCCUUUCAGUUUAAUACUUUCCGAUGUCAUUUGACACUGAUCGUGUAAUCUCCUACCUGUUUCUUAACUCAGAUUGGUACAUUUGACUCAGGAACAGACUGAGUUUACCAUUAAAUAGCCAGUAUGGAUAUGCACGUCC
Molecule: messenger RNA, 823 nt
Organism: Colossoma macropomum (tambaqui)
Lineage: Eukaryota; Metazoa; Chordata; Actinopteri; Characiformes; Serrasalmidae
Gene: triqk
Product: triple QxxK/R motif containing
Exons: 4
Coding region: 138-392 (84 amino acids)
Cellular component (GO): endoplasmic reticulum membrane
Source: RefSeq, a predicted model, not a curated record